AGACAUUUUGAACCAAGUCAUUGCCCGAUGGAACAAUUGUUGACUCAGGCUAUGGGAGAGAACGCGGCACCACAGCCACCGAACAUGGAGGCCAAGUCCAGUGAUGCAAAGAGCAAGAAGAAGGCCGGCGGGAAAGCCCAUGCGAAGACAGCAGGAGCUGGAGCUUACUUUCUGCCCCCACAGGCGCAAGUGUUGCAGACAGUUCAGGUCCCUCGCCGUUUUCCUGGCCACUUCAUGCCUCACAGGUUGUGCAACCACUGGAACCUUCAAGGAUGGUGCAAGAAGGCAGAGACCUGCACCUUUGCCCACGGAAUCGAAGAGCUGCAUCCGGAUGUUCAGGCGCAGCUUUUGCAGCAGAAGCCUGGAAUGCCACCGCCGACUGUGACAAAAGAUGGUCGGCUGGUGGUUCAUGGUGUCACGAAGCCAGCAGGGAAGGUUGAAUCAGUUGGUUAUCCCAUGCCAAUGUCCGACGUGUACGGCAGCACGAACCUCUUGGGCUCAGGCCUUCUCAACACAAACUUCGGCUUCAACCUUACAGGUCCGCACAUUCCGCCCCCAACGACGUCCAUGGAGCUGAAGGAGCUGCAGGAACUGAAGGAGACUGAAGAAGACAUCCAGGAGCAAGCACGCGCACGUUCCACAUCUCCAGGCAGGCACCUUCGGCAGUGUUCAAUUGCUGUCAGCUGUUGGAGAGGCACCCCCAGCAAGCGUCGACCAGCACCAGCGCCCCUGUCGUUGGAUGAUAUAUCUCCAGAGAAGGGCAAGAGUUCAGUGCUAUUCUCGCAGAGCGUGUGCUAUGCCGGCAUGCGCCCCUUGGCCUCGCCUAUGCGGGUCUCGUUGGUCUCCAGGCCUUUGCCCUCGCCAAUCUCUACAGGAUUUACGCCAACGGGGGCGACCUCUGUGGCGACCUCUGUGGCUAUGGCAGCCAUCUCGACUCCCAAGACAGGAGCAGUUCCAUCGUUGGCUAGCCCAGCAAGGGUGACCACACACUUCACCCGUAGUCCCACAGGUGGCUUGAUUUGGCCUGGCUCUCCCACUAUGCUGUCACCCGCCGGGCAACCAUCUACGCCAGUACCCAUCGACCGAUCGACCCUGCUGCAGGCCAGGCAGGUGGCCGUCCGCAUGGACCAGGGCCCACCCGGCUUGGCCAUGUGGGCACCAACACCGACCACGAAGGCGAACCUCUUGGGUUUCCGCUAUCCUGAGCCAGGAUACAUGUCAGUUGCACCGCGAACGCCGGGAGCAGCAUGAGGGAUUUGUACAGGAUUCUAUUGUGCAUGAGCAGGCUAUGAAGCCCCAUGUGUUGAAAUCCAGCACAGGAUCUGCCCCAGAAGCUGCGGCGAACCCUUUUGCUGAAUCUUUGCAGCUUUUGCCUGGAAGGGUCACCUAAGGACCAAA
Messenger RNA from Durusdinium trenchii, 1398 nucleotides. NCBI's taxonomy places the organism in Eukaryota, Dinophyceae, Suessiales, Symbiodiniaceae. The record is from the annotation of a GenBank genome assembly.